Molecule: messenger RNA, 409 nt
Organism: Limulus polyphemus (Atlantic horseshoe crab)
Lineage: Eukaryota; Metazoa; Arthropoda; Merostomata; Xiphosura; Limulidae
Product: cuticle protein 14-like
Exons: 3
Cellular component (GO): chitin-based extracellular matrix
Molecular function (GO): structural constituent of chitin-based larval cuticle
Source: RefSeq, a predicted model, not a curated record
AUGAAGGUACUUAUUCUGUGUGCUUUGGUCGCCGCUGCCCAAGCUGGCAUCAUCUACACUCCAGGUCUUCUUGGAACUGGAGCAAGUAUCCAGACCCGGAACCAAGAUGCUCUUGGCAACUACAACUUCGCCUACGAUGAGGGAUCUUUGACCGGCGGAAGCUUCCGGAGGGAAUCCGGUGAUGCCCUCGGCAAUGUCAAGAUCGGAUCCUACGGACUGAGAACAGCUGAUGGCCGUGUCCGUACCGUCAACUACGUGGCUGAUGCCGCUGGAUUCCGUACCGACAUAGACUCCAACGAGCCCGGCGUGGAGGCAAAAGAUCCCGCUAAUACUUCGAUCAACAAGGCUCAGAAGAUAGCUCUUCCUCUAGCAACGACCCCUCUCGCUACAGCUCCUGCUGUUUCUCCCG